Molecule: messenger RNA, 312 nt
Organism: Torulaspora delbrueckii
Lineage: Eukaryota; Fungi; Ascomycota; Saccharomycetes; Saccharomycetales; Saccharomycetaceae
Gene: TIM12
Product: Tim12p
Exons: 1
Coding region: 1-312 (103 amino acids)
Biological process (GO): protein insertion into mitochondrial inner membrane
Cellular component (GO): mitochondrial inner membrane
Source: RefSeq, a predicted model, not a curated record
AUGUCGAUGUUUAUGAACCCGUACGGGUCACAGGACGUACGCCAGGAGAAGAUAGAUAUAGCAGAAGUCCAGUUUGAAGCAAUGAACGUGACUUUCAACAACAUUCUAAAGACUUGUAUGGAAAAGUGCAUCCCGCACGAUAUCUAUAGCGAGAGUGAUUUGAAUAAAGGUGAAAUGUGUUGCGUAGACAGGUGUGUGGCCAAGAUGCACUACAGCAACCGUUUAAUCGGUGCACUCGUACAGAGCCGGAAUUUCGCACCAGAGUCUCACCUACCACACUACAAUAAGUACAAAACGCCACCAGAUAACUGA